Molecule: messenger RNA, 727 nt
Organism: Babesia bovis T2Bo
Lineage: Eukaryota; Apicomplexa; Aconoidasida; Piroplasmida; Babesiidae
Exons: 6
Coding region: 22-726 (234 amino acids)
Biological process (GO): maturation of LSU-rRNA from tricistronic rRNA transcript (SSU-rRNA, 5.8S rRNA, LSU-rRNA)
Cellular component (GO): cytosolic large ribosomal subunit
Molecular function (GO): RNA binding; structural constituent of ribosome
Source: RefSeq, a predicted model, not a curated record
CACUAUAAAUAUCAUAUAAUAAUGGUGGAAAUAAACAGCGAUACUACGGAGAAGGAAACGGUGCUCAAGGGUCACCGCAUCCAAUUGAGGAAACGUUCAGAUAUCGCUAAGGAGAUUAAACAGCUGAAAUCUCAAUCUCGGAUAAAACGCGACAGUAAAGCUAUAGUUUCACUGAAUGUAUUUCUUAAGAAGUCCGUUCAGAGGGACCGUGAUAUUAAAAGAACCAAAGCACUUGAAAAGAAGCCGAAGGUGUAUGCCAAGCAACCUUACAAUUUACUCUUCGUAAUACGCAACAAACGUAGUGUGGAAUCUACUGCCUUACGUUCGACCUUGAGGGUCAUGGGCUUAUGGCAUUACGGUUCAGGCCGAUUUUUUUCAAAUUCUGAAUCCAGUCUUCGUGAUUUAGAUUUGGUAAAACCGUUUGUAUUUUACGGAACCCCUACUUUGAAGAACGUCCGAAAUUUGUUACACAAGCGUGGUACUGUAAGGCUUGACAACGGUGCCGAUACGCUAAUAAGCGGUAAUAGUGUUGUUGAGGACCAUCUAGGCGACACAGGCUUGCUGUGCGUCGCUGAUGUGGUGGAUGCCAUAUACAAAGGAACUGAUAUCGCAGAAAAUACAUUAAAGAAGCUUGGGAGUUUAUCCAUGCCAAGCAGUAUAUUGGAAGGGCCAUUACAGCACGGAGAUAUUGGAUCGAAAAUAAAUGAAAUCUUGGACACGUUGUAGC